This is a messenger RNA of Colletotrichum siamense, 966 nucleotides long. It is a transcript of the gene vps26, whose product is annotated as Vacuolar protein sorting-associated protein 26. Gene Ontology annotation, biological process: retrograde transport, endosome to Golgi; intracellular protein transport. Bases 1 to 966 code for a protein of 321 amino acids. The record is from RefSeq and is a predicted model, not a curated record. The transcript has 4 exons. Lineage: Eukaryota; Fungi; Ascomycota; Sordariomycetes; Glomerellales; Glomerellaceae. Gene Ontology annotation, cellular component: endosome; retromer complex.
AUGUCGUACUUCUUCUCGACCCCCGUCGACAUCGACAUCGUGCUAGAGGAUGCCGACGAGCGGUCCAUGGUCGAUGUCAAGCUCGACAAGAACAGGCGCGAGAAAGCGCCUUUGUACAUGGACGGCGAGUCUGUCAAGGGCGCCGUGACCAUCAGACCCAAGGACGGCAAGCGACUAGAGCAUACCGGCAUCAAGGUCCAAUUCAUCGGCACGAUAGAAAUGUUUUUCGACCGUGGUAACCAUUACGAAUUCCUUUCCCUCGUCCAGGAGCUCGCGGCGCCAGGCGAGCUGCAGCACCCUCAAACCUUCGACUUUAACUUCAAAAACGUCGAGAAGCAGUACGAGUCGUACAAUGGCAUCAAUGUCAAGCUCCGCUACUUCGUCCGCGUCACAGUCUCUCGCCGCAUGGCCGACGUCAUCCGCGAGAAGGAUAUCUGGGUCUAUUCGUACCGCAUACCCCCUGAGAUGAACUCAUCCAUCAAAAUGGACGUCGGCAUUGAGGACUGUCUGCACAUUGAGUUUGAGUACUCCAAGAGCAAGUACCAUCUUAAGGACGUCAUUGUUGGCCGUAUAUACUUCCUUCUCGUCCGACUCAAGAUCAAACAUAUGGAACUGUCCAUUAUCAGGAGGGAGACGACGGGCGCAGCGCCGAACCAGUACAACGAAAGUGAGACCCUGGUGCGCUUCGAGAUCAUGGACGGAUCCCCGUCCAGAGGAGAGACUAUCCCUAUUCGUCUCUUCCUUGGAGGCUUCGACUUGACCCCUACAUUCCGGGAUGUAAACAAGAAGUUUUCGACCAGGUACUACCUCAGCUUGGUUCUCAUUGACGAAGAUGCUCGAAGAUAUUUCAAACAGUCCGAAAUCAUUCUCUACCGCCAAGCACCGGACGCAGCCCAAGGUCAAACUAUGAUCAUGGCUGCUGCCCCCGAGAACCCCAAGCUGAUGCCACAGCCCUCGCAAGCGUAG